This is a messenger RNA of Pocillopora verrucosa, 2862 nucleotides long. RefSeq names its product tRNA wybutosine-synthesizing protein 5. Gene Ontology annotation, molecular function: 2-oxoglutarate-dependent dioxygenase activity. Lineage: Eukaryota; Metazoa; Cnidaria; Anthozoa; Scleractinia; Pocilloporidae. The record is from RefSeq and is a predicted model, not a curated record.
AUCAGGAAGAAAGUUGUUACCGUAACCUUGAAAUACACUUUCAGCAUUCUUCGACUCUUCUUGUCGUCUUUCCCGACUGGUUCACCUUCCCAGGGUAGUCAGGCGACUUUUGAUUGCAAAAUGUUUUCGCACACGUCGAAGAAACGAAUUUAAGCCCACUCCAUAAACGAAGAAUUGCAACAGCAUGCGGAGCUCGAGUAUGACGGGAACACGAACAGAAAUCUACUUUGCUAUAUCGUUUGUGUUUGUCGCCACGUUUAACGCCAGUCAAGGUAAUUUAGAGGGACAUCUUGAGCCAUUAUUCUCACACGGCAAGAGGCUUGAGGUAGAAGUUUACGAUGGGUUUCCAACAGCGGAAGAAUUCUUCAGAAGAUUUGUUGAUGUUGAAAAACCUGUUCUUCUCCGCGGCGCGGCGCGACUAUUUCCAGCCUUUUCUUUAUGGAAUGACGAAUAUUUUCUUUCCUAUACCGAGAGUGAGGAACUUUUAGUUACAGUGGAAGUUGACAAAAAAGAGAAUCGUUCAGCUCCUGGGGAAGAUUUAUCAUUUGCAGACUUUGUACGCGAUAUGCACUCUUCAGGGAAAUAUAUGAUAAGUUCAGUCCCUGAAUUUUUGAGGAAGGAUAUACUUUUGCCAUUUCCAAUAGCUUGUCAUGAUAUUACACAAGGAAACCUUGUUCACGAAAUUUUGUGGUUCAGUAGUGGAGGAACCAAGUCUGUCCUUCACAAUGAUCAUGCAGAAAAUAUCAUGUGUGUGUUUAAGGGAACCAAAGAAUUCUUCUUGAUAGAUAGGGAAUAUCAGGAGCAGGUAAAUGUGACAGAACGUGGAUAUUCUGAGGUAGAUGUUGACAGGGUGGACCUGUUCAAGUAUCCAGGACUUCACAAAAUAGAACAUCACUUUGCCUUCAUUGAGCCUGGUGAUUGCCUUUAUGUUCCGUUUCUUUGGGUUCAUUAUGUGCGGUCUUAUGACCUCAACAUGGCUGUGAACAUUUGGUGGAGGCAUGGGGUAAAAGUGAACUUUAGAAACUGUGACACAGAACUGGGAACAACCAUCGAAGAUUUGACUUUUAUUGGAUUUGGAGCACUUCACGAUGCCCAGGAAAAGUUGAUCAGAAACCGUUUAUUCGAGGCAGUUAAGUUACGUGGUGACAACAUUUCACGUAAAGGACUUCAGGGGUUCUUUACACAACCAGAUGUUUUAGGCCAUGACGUGCACUGGUCGGAAGAAAUGUAUAACGUCUUGCAGAAACUCUUCAGUGUCUUGGACCGGACACAAGAUGAUAAGAUAACGUCCGACGACCUGAGUCACUUGCAUCAAGAGGAUUGGGAGCACGUUCGCGUGUUGGUAACUGAUUUGACAGAUUUAUCAAUGGCGGAAAACGACAUGAGGGAUGAAGAGAUGAUUUCUGAAGCUGAACAAUUUGGAGAAGCGAUAGAGGAUGAAUCCGAUUUACAUACGGAACUAUGACAAAAGUACUAAGUAAAAUUUUCAAUUCGAACCAGCUCUGAGAUUCAGGAAACUUUUCGCCCUAACAUAGCAUUCGUAUGCUCCACACUGUCCUCUUUACAUUCCUGUGGUACUGACAGGGAGAAUUUGUUGGACAAUCAGGAGCUUCCAAAAUCGGCGAUCAUUUUCUUUGUUCUUUUUUUAUUAUAAGAUUGAUACUGCAAGGAGAGUUAAGAGCCAGGAUCUUCUCUUAAGAGUUAAAGGAUUAAGAGUAAAUUAGGACAUAAUCAAGAAAAACUAGGUGAAUUAAUAACUUAAAAUAGCUGAUGAAUGAUUGAAUGGUAAAUGAAUGAAAAACUAAUUGCACUGAUAUCUCUAUUUAAGACAUGAUCACUGAAAUGUUUAACCCCUUAAACUUUCAGAUCUUUAUCUGAAAGAAAGAUCUUGAAAGUGCCGGAAGUAGCGCCGUUACAGUCCUUAAUAAGGUUUUGGGCCGUUUCAUUGUUGGUAGAAUUGGUGUAGAGGUGGUAAUGGUGACAUUUGUUGCAACAACCGGCAAUUCUUGUUUUGCUGUAAGGUCGUUAAAAAUGUUCUUGACAAUGUCAAGGUUAGUGUAAGUGAGAUCUUUCUCAACUUUUCCAUAAAAAGAGGUGUGAAUAAAAUGCCGCAAAGCUUCUUUUUGGUAGAGAUCAAAAUCAAAGCAAACAAAUCACUGCUCCUUACCUUACCGCAAGCCCAACAAAUGUAUGAAAAACGUUUCAGUUUCAAAGCAUCUUUACUAUUUUUAACAAACUGAAAUAUUCUCACAAAUAAUUAACCUAUAUUUUCACCCCAUGAACAUGACUCUGUUUGUAAUACCAUAGGGCUACUUUAAACUUGCAGAACUAAUCGAAAAAAAACUGUAAUAUUUUACAUAUUCAAAGCAAAUUUUGAGAUUUUCACCAUAAAAGUAAAGAAAAUUUCGCAUCUAAUUGCACAAGUAAAAUUUAAAUCUAGAGUAUCAACUUUUAUUUUAUUUUAAAUAGUGAAAAUUAACACAAUGUAAAAGUUUGAACACUAGACCUAUGCCUUCCUGACAGCCCAAGUUCGGCCUUUCAGGUACUGAUAUUGUUGAUAGCCCAUCUGCUUCUCUGGGCUAUGACAUGGCUCUCGCAUGGAGCGUUAAGCUAUUGUAAUAACCCCGAUCCAGUUUCACUUUCAGGUUGGUUAAGCUGUUCCUCUCCCGUAGCAGGCUUUUGGUCACGUUCCUUAUCAGCUUUCCUUGUGUCUCUUCCGUUAUGCAGUCUUUUGUCUCGUCAGAAUUAGACUCUUCAUUGUUAAUAUGAAAGUGAUCUUGGCAGUAGAACAUUACUUGAGCAGUAGUGAAAAUAGGGCCUGAAAAAAAAUUCAGGCCUGUAUGGGAUUUGAACCCGUGCAAA